Molecule: messenger RNA, 936 nt
Organism: Sphaeroforma arctica JP610
Lineage: Eukaryota; Ichthyosporea; Ichthyophonida
Exons: 5
Coding region: 1-936 (311 amino acids)
Biological process (GO): RNA processing
Molecular function (GO): ribonuclease III activity
Source: RefSeq, a predicted model, not a curated record
AUGUCUCCAUUGUCACCGGUGGCCAAGAUAGAUGUCGCUAUCUCUCCUGGAGACGAUGUUCGCCGCAACGACAAUCCGCCGGCACACACGUGGAGCGUCAUCCACGUGGGUGGUGCCUUUCACAGCCAGUACUGCGCUCUGUGCCACAGAGUUCGGUUACGGAACCAUGAGUUUGGUUCAAAUAAGAAGCUGGGAUGGCAAUCUAUCGGAGCGUGUGUAGCCGAGGAUACACAGCACAGCUUUGAGCCGUAUAUGCAAGAAAGCGGGCUGUUGCGUGUGUGCACCGCAUGCUUCGUACAGCAGAAGUACGGAAGAAAGUUCGGUACGGGGAAGUCGUGCGGCUUUGAGACGGUACACGCCCCGUGUACACCCAGCCAGCCCACACUCAGAGCUGUGUACGAGCAGGUGAUUGCGAAGUUCCCCGAGUAUGUACCAGCUGAGGAAGUACACACCCAAAGCGAGGGCCUUGUCGCGGACCUGCGUGUCCGUCUCGAAGAAUUACAGGUGCAGCCUGUUAAGAGCAUGGAUGACUUCUGUGUAGAAUUCCCACGCUUCAGCAACCUGCACUCUGAUCUUCUCCGCGAGGCUUUAACCCAUCCAACCGCUGACUACGGCAAAAACUAUCUUCGGCUGGCCUUUCUGGGCGAUGCGGUAGUCGAACUCUUUGUGAUCGACAAACUGUUCACUGUAAGUCCGCCUGAGGACAACGGGACGAUCACGGUUAAGAAGAGCCAACUGGUAGCAAACCACAUGCUCAGCGUGCAUGCACUACCCUACCUCGCGUAUCUAAGGCGGGGGCUUAUCCCAGACACAGACACGAAGGCGCCGUGUGAUGUGCUCAAGGCGUUGAUAGGGGCGUACCACAUACAGUGGGGAUACGACCACUCCCGUGAGCUAUGCAUGGACCUUGGGAUCGUGCGGCGCAGCACAGGUUGA